This is a messenger RNA of Capsicum annuum, 750 nucleotides long. Its product is annotated as alanine--tRNA ligase-like. Gene Ontology annotation, biological process: tRNA modification; alanyl-tRNA aminoacylation. The transcript is spliced from 6 exons. Lineage: Eukaryota; Viridiplantae; Streptophyta; Magnoliopsida; Solanales; Solanaceae. The record is from RefSeq and is a predicted model, not a curated record. Gene Ontology annotation, molecular function: nucleic acid binding; alanine-tRNA ligase activity; aminoacyl-tRNA deacylase activity. The annotation marks the transcript as partial. Gene Ontology annotation, cellular component: chloroplast; mitochondrion; cytoplasm.
AUGAACUUCUUCCAAGGGAAAGGUCAUGAAGAAGUUCAAUCCAGUCCUGUGGUUCCUCAUAAUGACCCUACUCUCCUAUUCGCCAAUGCUGCAUAUUAUGUUGUCGGAGUUGUUGUGUUGUUACUAGCUGUUGUUUCUUGUAUUUGCGGUAUGAAUCAGUUCAAGCCUAUUUUCUUGGGAGUUGUAGACCCUAAUAGUCCAUUGAGCAAACUUAAGCGUGCCUGUGAUACUCAGAAGUGUAUUCGUGCUGGUGGCAAGCACAAUGAUCUUGAUGAUGUUGGUAAGGACACUUACCACCACACUUUCUUUGAGAUGCUUGGUAAUUGGUCCUUUGGGGAUUAUUUCAAGAAAGAGGCCAUUGGAUGGGCCUGGGAACUCCUCACACAGGUUUAUAGACUGCCAAGUGAAAGGAUUUACGCAACUUAUUUUGGCGGUGAUGAAAAAUCUGGCCUUCCAGCGGAUAAUGAAGCUAGAGACCUAUUGCUUAAGUUCCUUCCCCCUAGCAGGGUGCUACCUUUCGGCUGCAAAGACAACUUUUGGGAGAUGGGUGAUACCGGACCUUGUGGACCCUGCACCGAAAUACACUUUGAUAGAAUUGGGAAUCGCGAUGCUGCAUCAUUUGUUAAUAAUGAUGAUCCCACUGUGAUUGAGAUAUGGAACCUUGUCUUUAUUCAGUUUAACAGGGAAGCUGAUGGUUCUUUGAAACCCCUUCCUGCUAAGCAUGUUGAUACUGGAAUGGGUUUUGAAAGA